Paramecium sonneborni is the source of this 904-nucleotide messenger RNA. The record is from the annotation of a GenBank genome assembly. Lineage: Eukaryota; Ciliophora; Oligohymenophorea; Peniculida; Parameciidae.
UAUAAAUGGGAAAUACAAAUGUUAACAAAAUUAUGCUCAGUUCUAUAGAGAAGCAAAAGUACGAUAAAAUAGUAGAAAUUAUUGAAGUAUUUCAUGACUUGAUUAGAAAUAUCCACAAAUAUUGUCGGAAGAUUUAAGUUAAGAAAUAUAAUCAACUCCUUUAGCCAGAGCUGUCUGGAGAAAUGACAUCUAUUUAGUUGAUAUAUUAAUAAAAGUAAAAUAAAUUUGAUAGUAGAACGGGGCUGAUGUUGACAAUGGAGGAUCUUCAAGCAUAACUCCAUUAAUGUGGGCAUGCAGAAGAGAUAAUGCCUACCUGGUCUCUAAUUUAGUUGAAUAUGGAGCUAAAAUUGUUACAAAAUCAAAUGAAGGAUACACUGCAUUAGAUUAUGCAAUAGUUCAUGGUAAUUAUAGACCAGCUUUAUUUUUAUUUGAAUUUUAUUAAGAAACUUUAGAAUAUUUUGAUUACUACCAAUUUGCUAAGGAUAGGGACUAUAGAUAUGUUAAUUAUGAAGUUAUGUUAUCGAAUUUGAAACAAAAAGUUCCUUAUUCAUAGCUACCAAAUAUAUUUAAAAAACCUGAGAAAAAAAGAUUAAUAGAUCCAGUUGUUGAUCCUAGAGAAAGUUGGAAGCAAUUAAUAGUUAGAUAAAUCGAUUUCAAAGAACCUCCUUUGGUUGAAAGAACUGAAUUACCUGAAAAUUUAUAACCAUAAAAUCGAUUUUGGGGAAAAGUUAGAUAAUAGAUCAAUGGAUUAUCUGUUUAGCCAUCAUAGAGGAUGAAUUAAGGAGAUGAAGGCUAGAAUUUAUAACAAAACAUACCGUAAGAAAUCAAAUCAUCAAAAAGUUAGGACUAGGAGCAUUCUAACAUACAUAUAGACUAAGUAUCAGUAGGUUGAAAUACUUGAAAC